CUCUUCUAGCCGGGUACGGUGGAUGGCGGGGCAGGUGAGUGUGCCUGCGCUGGAGGACCGCCUUCAGUGCCCCAUCUGCCUGGAGGUCUUCAAGGAGCCCAUGAUGCUGCCGUGUGGCCACUCCUACUGCAAGGGCUGCCUGGUGUCCCUGUCCCGCCACCUGGACUCAGAGCUCCGCUGCCCAGUGUGCCGACAGGAGGUGGAUAGCAGCAGCCCCCCGCCCAACGUGUCCCUGGCACGGGUGAUUGAAGCCUUACAGUUCCCUGGGGACCCAGAGCCCAAGGUCUGUGAGCACCACCGGAACCCGCUCAGCCUCUUCUGUGAGAGGGACCAGGAGCUCAUCUGUGGCCUCUGUGGCCUGCUGGGCUCCCACCAGCAUCACCGUGUCACACCCGUCUCCACAGUCUACAGCCGCAUGAAGGAGGAGCUGGCGGCUCUCAUCUCCAACCUGAAGCAGGAGCAGAAGAAGGUGGAUGAGCAUAUUGCCAAGCUGGGCAACAACCGGACCCGCAUUGUCAAUGAAUCGGAUAUCUUCAGCUGGGUGAUUCGGCGCGAGUUCCAGGAGCUGCACCACCUGGUGGAUGAGGAGAAGGCCCGAUGCCUGGAGGGGUUGGAAGGUCAUACCCGCGGCCUCGUGGCCUCCCUGGACAUGCAGCUAGAGCAGGCCCGGGGCACUCAGGAGCGGCUGGUCCAGGCCGAGCGCGUCCUGGAGCAGUUCAGUAAUGAGAGUCACCACGAGUUCAUCCGGAAGUAUCACUCCGUGGCCUCCAGAGCAGAGCUCCAGCAGGCCCGGCCUCUGGAGGGCGCCUUCAGCCCCAUCUCCUUCAAGCCAGGCCUCCACCAGGCUGACAUCAAGCUGACCGUGUGGAAGAGGCUCUUCCGGAAGGUUCUGCCAGCCCCGGAGUCCCUCAGGCUAGACCCUGCCACCGCCCACCCCCUCCUGGAACUAUCCAAGGGCAACACGGUGGUGCAGUGCGGCCUCCUGGCCCAGCGGCGGGCCAGCCAGCCGGAGCGCUUUGACUACAGUACGUGCGUCCUGGCCAGCCGGGGCUUCUCCUGGGGCCGCCACUACUGGGAGGUCGUGGUGGGCAACAAGAGCGACUGGCGCCUGGGGGUCAUCAAGGGCACGGCCAGUCGCAAGGGCAAGCUGAGCAAGUCCCCGGAGAACGGCGUGUGGCUCAUCGGCCUGAAGGAGGGCCGCGUGUAUGAGGCCUUCGGCUGCCCCCGGGUGCCCCUGCCUGUGGCCGGCCACCCGCACCGCAUCGGCGUCUACUUGCACUACGAACGAGGGGAGCUCACCUUCUUCGAUGCUGACCGCCCCGACGACCUGCGGCUGCUCUACACGUUCCAGGCUGACUUCCAGGGCAAGCUCUACCCCAUCCUGGACACGUGCUGGCACGAAAGGGGCAGCAACACCCUCCCGAUGGUGCUGUCCCCGCCCAGCGGGCCUGCCCACCUCAGCCCCCCGCAGCCCACCAAGCUGUAGGGCUGCUGGUGGGUCUGCUGGGUUCAGCCAGCCGGGACGACAUUCUUCACUGUUUGGAAAAGUCUUCCUGCCUGUUGUUCCUGGAAACAUCUCAUGAUAAGAAGAAAAGGACCCCAAUUCCUUUCUUGUCAGCCAGGGGCAUAUUUAUUAACCUUUUUGCCGGAUUAUUCACCUGCUUACUAACCAACAGAACCAGGCCGUGGCGUCUGUGGGUUAAGAUCGGCUUCCCUCG
Lontra canadensis (Northern American river otter) is the source of this 1718-nucleotide messenger RNA. It is a transcript of the gene TRIM50, whose product is annotated as tripartite motif containing 50. The record is from RefSeq and is a predicted model, not a curated record. Gene Ontology annotation, molecular function: protein binding; ubiquitin-protein transferase activity; zinc ion binding. Lineage: Eukaryota; Metazoa; Chordata; Mammalia; Carnivora; Mustelidae. Gene Ontology annotation, biological process: protein ubiquitination. The transcript is spliced from 6 exons. Bases 23 to 1486 code for a protein of 487 amino acids.